AUAAGAAAUCCUUCUUGAAUCAACAAAAUCUUAUCAUAAAAUUGUAUUGGUUUUGAUAAUCGUGUAAUCCUCCGUCCUCACUGUUUUACUCCUCACACUGGAGCACCGUACUGGAUGACAUUCACGAAAUCGAAAACGCCUUGACUCAGUUUUUAAAAUUAUUAAUGACCUAUAGGUUCUACCUAAGUACUCAGAUCAAUAAUAUUCACCGUCGUUAGAUUAUAAUCAGUUGAUUUUUUUGUUAUUUCCCAAUUAAACAAAAUAUCUAUCCAAUGGUUCUUAUCAUUAAAAUACCUGAAUUCGAUUUUUGUUAAUAUUUUUUAUUUUUUUUGGACUCGUAUAUUCAACAUAAAAUAACUAUGUCUUUCAGUUUCAUAGUAUUGACUUAUAUUUUUGCCAUGAUAUCGGAUGCAAUUUUGAUAUUUUUUUCAAUAUUUCACGUAAGUAUACUUAUUUUUUUAAUAAUUUGAUGUGCUAAUAAUAUUGAGUUAUUUUUUCCUUUAAUUAUUUUUACAAAGUCACUACGAUAUAACAAUAUAUCAAUUUACAAGUUUAGAUAUGUGAUUACAAAAAAAAAAAAAAAACCUUAGACACUUAGUUAUUAAACAUAAAUUACUCGAAGAAAUAACAAUUUAUAGUUGAAUUAAUAUUUUUAUGAAUUGGAAUAUUUUUAAUCAAACCAGUAAUUUUUUAUAAUUUGGUUUAUAAGUUCACUCAUAUAGUAGAUAAAUAUUUUCAUUGUAGAAAAUUGUGGAAAGUAUAAUAAAUAUUGUAUCAUUAUCAUUACUUUACUUUAUAAAUAAAUAUUUUGUCAUUUCAAUUAAUUUGUUAUUUUCCUAAUAAAUGUUGAAGUGUAGUGUUAAGUUAUGUAUUCAUAUAUUAUAUUGAUUCAACUAAAACUUAUCUGUUCACAAUAUCAAGUUAGUUUUAUUUUCGUACCUUAUUCUAAAUAAAUAGGUAGAGUCUAAUCAUGGCUAUGCAUUCAAAAUACAUUUGAGUAGUUUGACAUUUAUAAAUAAUUAAAUAUUGUAUUUGUCAAUGGAUACAAUAUUACAUUUUUUAAUUCAUGUAUAUCGGGUAUUUAGUUGUAUUUAUAAAACAAAAUAACACAUAUAAUUGUUAUAGAUUAUUUUCAGUUAUUAUUAAAAUGUACAUUGUAUAUUAUAUUUAUAUAAUAUAUUUACUAUACAUUUUAUUGUUGGUAAAUGUAUAUUAUUUAUUAUUUAUUAUACUUAUAGAAUAUACAUUUUUGAUUUAUUAUACUUGUUACAAAUAUAAAACUGGGAUGGGAUUUAACAGGGCAGAACAUAAAUGAAAAACAAAAUAAAAUAUUUUGUACCACAGGUGCACCAUCUAUUAGUUAGACUGAUACAGUAAAUGUGGAUAUAGCUUGCAAUUAAAAGGUGGCACGAGCCAGAUGAAAAUGGUCAUCAGUUACCUAUUUCUGAUAUAAAAAUGUUAAAAUAUUUUUUUAGAUUCUGAGUGGAGCAAAGAAACUUAUAGUUUUAUAAAAAUGUUUAUUUUAUUUUUGUUUUUUUUGUAGACAAUUUUUCUACCAGAGAACUUGUUUUGAUUUUUACGUGUAGCAUUUUUUCUGAAAGGAAAUCGGCGUGGAGAGGUACUUUAGGGGCGUAAUUUUUCGAUUUUCUCAAGAGUUUUCUCAACAAAUGUUAAAAACUGAAAAAAAAAACCGAAAAACUAGGUACAUUUUAAUUUUGGAAUUGGAAUAAUUGGAAUUUCACGAUAAUAUGACAUAUAUAUUGUUGACAAAGCAGCACUAUUAACUAAACUACGAUUAGAAUCUUUUUUCGUAAGAAAUGGUUUAUUGUUGCUUACAUGUAUACAUUAAAUUACCUAUAACAGUGGCUACAUCCAUUCCCAUUAUCCUAGGACAUCUUUUUAAAAUUUAAAUUAUUUGUUUGUUUUAGAUUAUUGCAUUUGAUGAACUAAAGACCGAUAGUAAAAAUCCUAUAGAACAAUGUAACAGCUUAAAUCCUGUAAGUAUCAUAUAAUUAAAUAUUAUAACUACUAAAUUAAAUAUUAUUUGUAUAGAUCACAUAAAUACAUUUAUGGCUUAUACUCUAGUUACAGUAAAAUUUUACCCACCAAAAAUUGUCAUGAGUUGUGUAUACUAUAUACAUGUAUACUUCUAGAUAGUAACUAAUACUUAGUGUUAGACAAUUAAUAUUAAUAAAACAAGAUUUAUAUUUUUAUUGCUGGUAAAAUAUUCUUCAAGUGUCAAUACUCAUAAUUAGAGUUAAAGAAUUAGUUUUAUAUUCGCUUAAAUUUAUAAAAAGACUCUUAAAAAUGUUAAAAAAAACCUUAAUAAAGCACUUAAAAACAUUUAACAGAGUAAAAAUGAUAGGCGUUGAAAAUUCCUCCGUUAAUCACUUCAACUUAUUAAAUUAAAUUUCCUUACCCUAUUUAUUUAUUUGUAUGCUAAAACAGGAAACAAGUAAUAAUGUUUAUGACAAUUAUAACAGUUAAUAAAAUAUAACAUUGAUAAGGCUAUAUCAGUAAGAAAAUAAGCAUAACAAUGACAAUAAUAACAACAAUGUAUAUAAAUGUGUUGUUUUUAAUUUUUAAGCUGUUUCUCUUUACAUACCACGCAUAUGUCAUUAGCGUAAAUUAACUUUUUGGAGAUAGUGUUUGGCAGGUUGCUAGUAUAUAAGUUAAAAAGUAUUAGGGCAAGAUACUUGAGGUAGGCCAUUGUUUAGUCUACAUUUUCUGCUUGUUUUAUUUCCUACGUAGACUGAACUGUCAGUUGUUAAGCAUAUUUUUGAGAUGGUUGUAAAGACUUUUAUAUGGAAUUACUCUCAAGAAUUUGAAGAGUAAGCCAGUUCUCUUUCCUGUAUCUUACACAUGUUUAUAUAUACCUAAAGUAAAUUUAUUAACAAAAUUAUAUUAAAUGACUGAAAUUGGUCAAAUUUGCAUGAAAUUCAAUGAAAAAGAAAAAAAUAAUAUUGUAUUAAUAGACAAUUUGAUUUCCAAUUUAUUCUCUGUGUAUUUUAAAUUUGAAUUGCCUUUUAUAAUAAUAAUUAUAUUAUAUAUCCGUAAUGUAGAUUUUAACACUAACACCAUUAAUAUAAUAGUGUUUCAGAAUUUGCUGUGGAAUUUUGUUAAGUAAUGUUAUUACAUAAUAAUAAUAUUGUUUAAAAUUGCACAGUAUAUACUGGGUAAUUUUAGAUACACAAGGUUUAUUUAAUUAUAAUGUUUUUGAACCACUGUUUGGUAUUAUAGUAUUUCUUAAUGGCAUUACACAAACAAAUAAAUUAAAAUAAAAACUCAAUCUGUGACUUUUCUUUAGACUUGUCCUAUAAAUCAUUUACUUGUAAUUUAUCAGUACUUUGAAUAUAUAUGGUGCAUGUAGAGUAGAGUAUAUACAUAAAUACAUAUUAAUACAAUAAAAAAAUGUUAGUAUGGUUUUAUCUAGAUAACUAAAUUAUAACUAUUAUAAUUAUUAUAAUUAUAACUAAAUUCAUAUUUCUACUCUUUUUUUAAUAGGAUUUUCUAAAUUAAAACAAUUUAAUUACCACAGUUAUAUUCAAAAAAUUGAAUUAAUAUAAUAAUAUUCUUGUUGUUUAUUUGUGUUAUUAUGAUAUGAUAUGAUAUGCAUUUUUAUGCGGUUACAGUGGUUUUGUAAUUUUUUUCUUAUAACUUUGAUUAGUAGAUGAUACAUAUGUUUAUUAAUUUGUCCAUGUGAAAAUAAACAAUUAUGUUACUAACUAUCAUUGUCUUUAAUCAUUUGACUUGGAAAAAUGUAAACAACAAUUUAAUAUACAGAGUGAUCAACAAACUGUAAGACACUUAUUAUUUCAGAAAGUAUUAACAAGAAGUUGUAUUCAAUUUCAUAAAUAGAUGGAUUAUCAGUUUUAAUUAAUUUUUAAUAUACAUUGUCAUUUGAAAAUCAAAAGUAGUUAAUGAUUUUACCCCUGAAAAUAAGGGUGACAAAAAAAAGAGUAACAUAAUAUUUUAGAGCUACUUAUUCCUUAAAUGUUUUAAAAAGCAAAUAAUGUAAAAAGUUAAUACUUUUCAAAAUAAUGAAUGUCUUAUAUUGUGUUGAUCACUAUGUAUAAUCACAGUCAAUUUAUUUUUUUUUAAAAACAUUUUUAAUAUAACUGUUUCAAUUGAAAUAAUAGUUGUAAAUUGUAUAUUUUAUGUAUUACAAAAAUUAAAAUAAAUAAACAAAUAAUGUUUAAAAAUUAUUUUAACCCACUCAUAAAAUUAUGAGCUCAAACAUGUCAUUGAAGAAUGUUCUCUUUUAUUUAUAAUAAUUAUUUUGAUUAUAGGAUACUAUAUUAAUAUUGUUGAAUUUUGAUUUUUAGUUGGUUCUUCCAGAAUAUUUAAUACACUUCUCUUUUAAUUUUUUAUUUUUACUUGGAGGUCAGUGGCUCUUCCUUGCAGUUAAUGUACCAUUAAUGGCCUAUCAUAUUAUACGGUGAGAAUUUGGGAAAGUAAUAUAAUUUUAAUACUAUUAUAUUGUCUUUUUAUAGUUAAAAAGUGUUCACAUUUAAAUUUGUAUUUAUAUACGAUAAUAAAAACAAUUUUUAAACUUUUAUUUUAGUUAUCAAAAUAGACCAAUUAUGUCUGGUUUUGGUCUUUAUGAUCCGACAAGUAUUAUGAAUGCUGAUAAACUAUACAAAUACCAACGUGAAGGUUGGGUAAAAUUGGCAUUUUAUUUGUUAUCGUUUUUCUUCUACUUUUUUGGGUAAGUAACAAUAUUCUUAAAAAAUAAAUGAUACACAUAUAUAAUAUAUUUAUUUUUGUUUUCCAGAAUGAUACGAUCAUUAAUAACAGUAUAAAUCAAAGAUAUUUGAGCCUUUGUUUUUUACAUGUAAAUAAAUUCAUUCCAUUAACAGCCAACAAAGAUCUACAAAUAUAUUGAAGUCCAGCUGUAGCACUGAGACCUUCUUUUUCAACCACCUUUUGUUUUAUACAGCUUUAUUGUUCAGAAAAUACAAUUAUAUUUUAUAAAGUGUAGAUUUACUAAUAUUUGAAAAAAAAAAUAAUGAAUAUAAUUUAAAAAAAUUGUUAACAAAAAUUUAAUUUUAAAAUGAUUACAAAUUAAUAUGGCUAAUGGUUUAGAUCUGGGUUUUGCUUGGAUCCC
Cinara cedri is the source of this 5107-nucleotide messenger RNA. NCBI's taxonomy places the organism in Eukaryota, Metazoa, Arthropoda, Insecta, Hemiptera, Aphididae. The record is from the annotation of a GenBank genome assembly.